GUGAGACCUUCAAAGUGGUUUACAAGUUUGGUGGCGAUAGAUCAAAUUACCUCAACAUUUUUUCGCUUGCAUUUAUAAAAAUGAGAAAUCGCUUAAUAAAAAAAUUUUACUAUAAAUUUUGAUUUAAAAACUUAACAGAAAUGCGGCACUCAGUAGUUUUGCGCAGCAUCUGCCUACAAAUUUUGUUUUGCGGCGCGUGCUUAGCUGGUUAUUUGGAGCAAAAGUAUCCGGCGUCAGUGGUGGAAGAUACCACCCUAGAUAUGGUUGGUUUGACUCGCAAAUACCACUAUCCCUUGGAGGCGCACUACGUCACCACUCAGGACAAAUAUAUUUUAUGUGUCUUUCGCUUACCACGUCCCAAGGCGCGUCCGGUCUUUCUUAUGCACGGCCUACUGGAUAGCUCGAUCACUUGGCUAUUGAGUGGACCUUGGAGUGCUUUGGGCUACUAUCUGUACGAUUUGGGCUAUGAUGUCUGGAUGGGCAAUGCUCGUGGCAAUUUCUAUUCACGCAAUCACACCUAUUAUAAUCCCAAUGUUGAUAGAUCAUUUUGGCGUUUCAGCUGGCAUGAAAUUGGGAUGUAUGACUUACCAGCCAUGAUCGAUUAUAUUCUGCACGAGACAGGCUUUGAUAAGUUGGCAUAUUUCGGACACUCGCAGGGCACCACAUCCUUCUUCGUAAUGACUUCCAUGCGUCCCGAAUAUAACGAAAAAAUCACCUUAAUGAGCGCUCUUGCACCGGUAGCCUUUAUGAAAAACCUCGAAGCGCCAUUAAUGUUCCUUUUACGGAAUUUCAUAGCCAUUUCGGGCAAUGCGAUCUACGAAUUUUUACCACGCAACGAUUUAUGGAGAGCCUGCUUUCGCUCUAAAAUGACCGAAGACACUUGCUUUGAUUAUGUAUAUCAAAUUGUGGGCAGAGAUCCCAAAAUGUGGAACGCGACAAUGGCGCCCGUUUACGUUGCUCAUCUUCCCAGUGGUUGUAAUCUCAAACAGGUCAAACACUACUUACAACUCGUCGACUCCGGACGAUUCUGCCAGUACGAUUACGGGCCAGCUGAGAAUCAGAAGCGCUACAACAGCACAAAACCGAAGGAGUAUCCACUUAAGAAAAUCACUGUGCCCGUGGCGCUCUACUACACUUACAAUGACAAUCUUAGUAGUUACAAGGAUGUGAAACAGCUGGCAAAGGAGCUGCCAAAUGUGGUUGAAAAUUGUUUAUAUCCCAAUAAGAGAUGGAAUCAUAUGACAAUUAUUUGGAGCGCAGAAGCUCACGAAUUGGCACACAAACACAUGGUUGAGGUGAUGAGGAAAUACGAGCCGCCCAUCAAUCAAACAGUAUAAAUAUUUCCGUCUUACGCUGAACGCUACUUGUCUUUCGAUAGGACUAUAUUUGUGUAUGUGUGUGUAAUAUUAAUAUAUCAGUUUGGGGAUAAAGAAAUCCAUUAUUUUUGCGUAGAAUUUUUGCUUAAAACUGUUUUAUGGUCGAUCUUUAGCUAAUAGGCGAUGCUACGAUUAC
Anastrepha obliqua is the source of this 1512-nucleotide messenger RNA. Its product is annotated as lipase 1. Gene Ontology annotation, molecular function: hydrolase activity, acting on ester bonds. The transcript is spliced from 5 exons. NCBI's taxonomy places the organism in Eukaryota, Metazoa, Arthropoda, Insecta, Diptera, Tephritidae. Bases 141 to 1337 code for a protein of 398 amino acids. The record is from RefSeq and is a predicted model, not a curated record.